Blepharisma stoltei is the source of this 1269-nucleotide messenger RNA. Lineage: Eukaryota; Ciliophora; Heterotrichea; Heterotrichida; Blepharismidae. The record is from the annotation of a GenBank genome assembly.
AUGGGUGAAAAUUUAUUGAAAGAGAAUCACCUAAAACUAUUUGACGCAAGGACAAAUCAAUCACUAUCAACAUAUCAGGAGCAUAAAAUUAGCAUUUCUAACCCCAUUACAGAUUUGAUUAAAGGACAGCUCGAAAGUCUGCUAAACAAAAUCCAAAAAAUUAAUUCAAAAAUAUCUUGUUUAGAUGCGCAGAAUAAACUUAAGUGUCAUUAUUGUUUUGCCUUGCCGCUUUAUGAUUACAUUAUUCCCUGUUAUCAAGAAAUUGAAAAAUGAGCUAGAGAAGUUGAAAACGAACUCAAUUUAGCCUUAUUUAUAUAUCAAAGCGAAGAUAUGUCAAAAUCAUUAUACGACUCAAAUAUUGAAAUCCAAAACUAUUUUGCUAUUUAUUGCAGUUUAUGUCAAGAAUUUUUAAAGAAAUCUAUUGACAUAGAAACUAAGUUUGCUCAAGAGCUGGAAAAAGAAUUUGAUAUUUAUAAAUCAAAUAUUAUUACGUUAGUUAAUAGAAAAAGCAAUCAAACAAGGAUUUCUUUUUAUAAUAUAGAAAAUCAAUCAUUUUUAUGCAAGCUUAUAAAUACCCCUGAGCCACUAAGUGAGUUUACAUGCAUUACUCAGCUUCCAAAUAAUGAAAUAUUUUGCUUUGGAAAUAAUUACCCUGUUUCUGGAGUUACUUGUAUAAUUAAUACGAAUUUACUUACAUGUAGGGCAUUAGUGGAUGGAAAACCUUGCUAUAAUUCAUCAUCUAUCUAUUAUAAUAGAUUUGUAUAUGUUUUUGGAGGAUGUGAUGACUAUGAUUGCCUUCAGCAUGCAGCAAAAUAUGAUCUCUCCGAAAAUAGAUGAAUAAACCUUACACAGCUUCCAGGACUAGCUCUAAUUUGUUCAUGCAUCCAAUUUAAACAUAAAAUUCUUUUGUCAGGACUAGGUUUAAGAUCUAUUUACAGCUAUGACCCAAUAAUCAACAGCUAUUCAGUGGUGACAAAUUUUUAUCUUGAUGAGAAUGCUUUGAAAAUUCUUAUAUUAGUAGAUUCCAGAAUUUAUUUAAUCACCCAGAAAAACCUUUAUCAAAGUGAAUUUUUGGAUGAAUUUAACUGAACUCGUAUCUCAGAUAUAUAUAUGCCACAUUAUGUUCAGAUUUUUAAAGUAUAUGGUAAUGAAGGUGUGUAUGUUGGUCUGAAUUAUUUUGGAAUUAAUGAAGGAAAUUUUUAUCAUUAUUGCUUGUUUAAUAUAAAAAAGAAGACGUUUGAUUCUGUUAAUUUAUAUAAAAUUCUUUAA